Molecule: messenger RNA, 795 nt
Organism: Trichoderma gamsii
Lineage: Eukaryota; Fungi; Ascomycota; Sordariomycetes; Hypocreales; Hypocreaceae
Product: hard-surface induced protein 5
Exons: 3
Coding region: 1-795 (264 amino acids)
Source: RefSeq, a predicted model, not a curated record
AUGACAGGCAAUCGGACCCUCUAUCUGGCUUUUGUUGCGUCUGCCUCUCUCUUUUUCUAUGCGGUAUUCCACCAGUGGGGCAGUGUAACGGCAGACAGCAUCCAAGAGAACCUGACGUCUCAUCGCUUUGGCAAUGAAACUGCAGCCGGACGCCCAGACUUCGAACAGAUUGCGCGCAAAUAUGGCACAGACAAAGUCACUACUCAUCAGUACCAAUUCAUGUACGACAAGUAUCUGUCGGCGAUUCGAGACGACCAGUUGAAGGUCUUGGAGAUUGGGCUUGGCUGCAACAUGGACUAUGGCCCCGGAGCGUCCUAUUACACUUGGCUCGAAUAUUUUCCCCACGUAAAUCUCUACUUUAUCGAGUACGAUGGACAGUGCGCCCAAAAAUACCAAGACAAAACCCCCAACGCACACGUCUUCGUCGGCGAUCAGGCAGACACUCUCUUCCUCGCAAAGUUUUCCACAGAAGCAACCACAGACGGGCUUUUUGAUAUAAUAAUAGAUGAUGGCGGACACACAAUGGACCAGCAGAUGACUUCCCUGGAGCUUCUCUGGAAAGCCAUCAAGCCGGGCGGCUUAUACGUGAUUGAAGAUUUACAGACUAGCUACUGGGAGUCUUUUGGCGGAAACCCUUUGGGAAGGAGUUCAUCUAAAGAAACUACCAUUUCUUACUUGUACCAACUAGUUGACGACUUGAUGAUUGGGAGAAACGCAAAGCAAAUCAGCCACGACUUGCUCUCCAUCGACUGCAUGGCAGAGAUUUGUGCACUGCGCAAGAAGAAGCAUAUAUAA